Molecule: messenger RNA, 1389 nt
Organism: Microdochium trichocladiopsis
Lineage: Eukaryota; Fungi; Ascomycota; Sordariomycetes; Xylariales; Microdochiaceae
Exons: 2
Coding region: 1-1389 (462 amino acids)
Source: RefSeq, a predicted model, not a curated record
AUGCUGCCGCCAUCACAACAAAACACCAAUGAGCGUUACGAAGCAAGCAAACCAUCGCUUACGGCGGAAAAUCGUCGUAUCCCUGACAGUGUGGAAGCUUCCCUACUGUCCGCGAAGGAGCAGCUCUCCUUGCGGCUCGUCCUCUUCAGUGCACUUACAGAAUAUCAAGACGCACCCAAGGCACGAGAGGCAACAAAAAAUGCUGGACGGACGCAUCGAAGGGACUUUCUUGAUGCUUUCGCCUACCUGUGUGAUGUUGAAAAGGGCGGGGCCACUGUGACUGCUGCUGCAUUAGAGCAACUUGAGCACAGCAACUUUCUUUGGCUGGCCGCCAAUGAAGGAAUCAGUCAAGACGUGAAGGCGUAUGCUGAAACGCUACUUCGAGGGCUGCAACAACCUCACUUUCAAGGACUCGAAGAGUGGAUCUUCAGACAGGCUGUGACAAAGUGUGCACCAAGGAUCGAGACAUAUCAGCAGGGUGUAAAACAUCAUGCUACGGCAUGCAGAAUGCAGCUGAGAAUCCUGCUCGAACGCGACGACACAAUAGUUCUCCAUGUCCGCAGGAUCCUCAAAAGACUCUCGGAGCCCAAGAACCAAGACGCCGCCACUUUCGUUGAUUUCUGCCACAAUAUGAAGCCAAAAGACAUAUCGGAUAUUCUGACAGCUGGAGAGCAAGUUGGCGACCCCGAUCAAGAUUUCGAGAAGCUGAGGCACUUCAUCCACGGCCUCGCGGCGACUCGCGCGAAAUCGCAUGUUGUUGUUGAGGCGGCACGUCUAGACCCAGCACUACGGAACAUCACUGAAAUCCGGACAGUUCACGCGCCGAGCGAAGUCCGGCUUCGAAUGAGCGCAGAGAUCUUCAAGCCCUAUGACAUCGUCUGGGACAUAUGCAAAGCGUCCCAUAACCAGUACCACAACCUCAGCGCACUCCACGCAAUCGUCGAGCGGGACUCGCCGCUUAUGAGGGUAACUCUCCGGUCGGAGAUGGCAAGAAAAGGCCAGUCCACCAUCACGCGAGUGCACGCCGAAUUGCAGGUUGCGGAUCGGUUCAGCCGGGACAAAAUGGUCUUCCUGGGAAAUGACAGGUACAUUGGGUGCAGCAAGCCCGCGUGCUACUUUUGCUUCAAUUGGCUCAAGUUUCACCACAAGAACUUCGUUCUCCCAGCGACGCACUCAAAGAUCAUCAUUGGUUGCAGGGCACCUGAUGAUGGUCUACACGAGCCGGGUGCCAGGAUCCUUGCGGAAACAUACGCCAAGGUCUCUAACGGAGUAGGCGAGGACAUCCUGAAUUUUCUUCUUAACAGUCCUGGCGGGGAAGGGUCGAGACCUCGGAGGCUGCAGUUUCAAUCUACCGAAGGACCGAGUCUUGCGCCAUCGACAGUAGGAUAG